GAGGGUGAAAGCUUGAAAGUUCUGGAGCUGCCGAGGCCGCGGGUUCGGGUUGAUUGGGACCCGGGACCCGGGACCCGGGACCAGGACCAGUCGCCCCGGAGCAACUGGGCCAGGAUCAGACUCCGCCAGUAAGCCCCCGUACCAAAGGUAAGCUCCAAAGCUGAAAAAAGUGCCUUUCAUUGGCAUGGCAGGGGGCAGAAGAGGGCCAAGUCGGACAUCCUACUGCAGAACACCACUCAAUGAAUCUGGAACAAUAGGGGGCUCCAGCUAUCCCACCAGCUCACCCAUUACAGGAGUGCGAUCGAGGACCAGGAGUGGCUCAGGAACUGGCUUGACAAGCCCUCCUCUCGCAACCCAGACUGUGAUCCCUCUGAAACACAGUAAGAUUCCUGAAUUACCUCUUGAGAAAGGCAUUCUGUUCGAGCUUCACCUUCUCUUCUGCCACCUCAUUGCUUUGUUUGUUCAUUACAUCAACAUCUAUAAAACAGUAUGGUGGUAUCCUCCAACUCAUCCACCUGCACUUACGUCACUGAAUUUCCAUCUGAUUGACUAUAAUUUAUUAGUCCUCACCAUUAUUGUGUUGGCACGUCGUCUUAUAAUUGCAGUAGUGAAAGAGGCCUCUCAUGGUGGUAAAAUCUCAGUACCACAGUCUGUCAUUUGUGUGACCACUCGAUUUGUAGUUCUGACUGGAACAGGAUGGAGUCUGUGCCGAUCACUCAUUUACCUUUUCCGAACAUAUUCUUUUUUGAACUUAUUGUUCCUGUGUUAUCCGUUUGGAAUAUACAUACCUUUCUUUCGACUGAAUUAUGAUCCAAAGAAGUCAAAUCUUCCACCAUCUGUGGCUAACAUAGGCCCCAAUGAGACAGGAACAGCUGUUGGAAGAAGUAAAGACUAUUUAACAGUUUUAAAGGAAACCUGGAAACAUCAUACUAGUCAGAUGUACAGCAUAAACACUAUGCCAACCCAUGCAUGCUGCUUGUCUCCAGACUUGAUUAGAAACGAAGUGGAACAUCUGAAAAUGGAUUUCAACUGGCGCAUAAAGGAAGUUCUGGUCAAUGCAAUGCUGAGUGCAUAUUACAUAGCCUUUGUUCCUGUUUGGUUUAUAAAGAGUACACAAUAUUACGAUAAAAGGUGGUCAUGCGAACUUUUUAUCUUAAUUUGGGUCAGCACUUGUGUAAUACUAACAAGGCAUCUCUUACCACCACGGUAUUGUGACUUGCUGCAUAAGGCAGCAGCACAUCUGGGUAGCUGGCAAAAAGUAGACCCUGCUCUCUGCUCUAAUGUACUUCAGCAUCCCUGGUCAGAAGAGUAUAUGUGGCCACAAGGCGUGUUAGUAAAACACAAUAAGAAUGUGUACAAAGCAAUGGGAAAUUACAAUGUGGCAAUCCCUUCAGAUGUUUCACACUUCAGAUUCUACUUUUUCUUCAAUAAACCAUUGAGGAUCUUGAACAUUCUCAUCAUUAUAGAAGGAGUCAUCAUAUUCUAUCAAUUGUACUCGUUAAUAUGUUCAGAAAAGUGGCAUCAAACAAUAUCUUUGGCAUUAAUUCUGUUCAGUAAUUAUUAUGCCUUCUUUAAACUGCUCCGAGACAGAAUAGUUUUGGGUAAAGCAUAUUCAUACUCUACAAGUGGAAAUUCAGAGAGCAAAAUGAAUUAAACUAUUCUUCCCCAUCCCCCCAGCCCCACCCAGUGUCUGUUAAAAUGACAGAGCUUUGUAUUUUUGUUACAAUUGCUUUUUUUCAUGUAACUUUCAUUAAAAUAUUUUUAUAUCUCCUGAACAGAGCCAUUAUUGUUAAUUGCCACUGAUGUUUUAUUUUUGUAUGCUCACUUUCUGAAAAAGAAAUACCCAGUUCACAUCAUUUACUGUACAACUUGAAACCGUUUAUAGGGGAAAAAAGUAAGGCAAUUUUGAUGACUUGUUUUGUUUCAUUCUCUGACUAUGAAAACAUUUACACUGGGAAGACUUACCAGACUUUACCCACCUUCCACUAAAGCUUAAGAAGACGGUUUUCUAUUAAUUUCAGUAAGAAUUGAGCUGAAAGGUUUUACCUUUGUUUUGGGUGUACAGAGAUGACUUGCUAAAUAAAUAUCAAGCAUAUGACAUCGCAACUCUAGUGUAGAAUGAGAUUUACCUGUGCAUAGUGUUGGAGCAGUUGUACUUUGUUCACUCGGAAUUCACUUUAUUCAAUAAUGUUCUGCUCGCUCCUUAACUUUCUAAUGUUGCUUCAAAGCACUGCACUUUAUGUUUUGAGCAGUAACUGAGAGGGUGGAUACAAAGCAGUUUGACUGGUCCUGGACUUUACAAAAUGCAAAGGCUUGCUAAUGCUUUAUCAGAAUACUGUAUAUUGCUAACAUGACAGUCUGCUUCCUCUAUCAUCUGUUGCAUGUGACAAGCAAUAAACACACUGCCAGCAUAAGA
Carcharodon carcharias (great white shark) is the source of this 2416-nucleotide messenger RNA. RefSeq names its product transmembrane protein 39B (gene tmem39b). The transcript has 9 exons. NCBI's taxonomy places the organism in Eukaryota, Metazoa, Chordata, Chondrichthyes, Lamniformes, Lamnidae. The record is from RefSeq and is a predicted model, not a curated record. Gene Ontology annotation, cellular component: membrane. Bases 185 to 1654 code for a protein of 489 amino acids.